Hirsutella rhossiliensis is the source of this 1419-nucleotide messenger RNA. RefSeq names its product secretory lipase domain-containing protein. Gene Ontology annotation, molecular function: triacylglycerol lipase activity. The record is from RefSeq and is a predicted model, not a curated record. The transcript has a single exon. Gene Ontology annotation, biological process: lipid catabolic process. Bases 1 to 1419 code for a protein of 472 amino acids. Lineage: Eukaryota; Fungi; Ascomycota; Sordariomycetes; Hypocreales; Ophiocordycipitaceae.
AUGGUUGCUUUCGGACUACGGCUAGUGGCCUCCUUGGCCGUCGCCGCGGCGGCUGCAUAUGCGGCCCCUCCGCCGGUUGCGGCCCCUCCGACGGUGGCCCCCGCUCCGGCCGCGGCCCCUUUGCCCCCCGGGAAGAUGCUCAGCUUGGCGUCUCUCACGCCGCCAAGCAAGGACCCCUUCUACGCCGUGCCAGAUGACGUUGAGCAAGCCCUUCCGGGCGCCAUCCUGCGACACCGCGCGCCGCCCAACCCCAUCGCAGGCUUUGGCAUCCUCCCCAUCAGCCUCCAGGCCACCCACCAGAUCCUCUACCGCACCAUCGACAGCCUGGGCAAUGCCACGGCCACGGUGCUGACGGUGCUCAUCCCCUACAACGCCGACCUGAGCAAGGUCCUGUCGUACCAGGUUGCCGAGGACGCGGCCACCAUCGACUGCGCGCCUUCGUAUGCCUUUCAGUUUGCGCACGCCACGGGGCCUGACCACGGCACCAUUCUCACCGAGGCCGAGCUGCUGCUCGUCGAGGCCGCCCUCGAGCAGGGUUGGGUCGUCAUCGCGCCCGACUUUCUCGGGCCCAAGGGUGCCUUUCUGGCCAACGAGCUGGCCGGGCAUGCCACGCUCGACGGCGUGCGCGCUGCCAUCAACUCGGCCUCCUUUACCGGCAUCAGCAACGAGCCGACCGUCACCAUGUGGGGAUACUCGGGCGGCAGCCUCGCCUCGCUCUGGGCCGCCGAGCUGCAGCCGACGUACGCUCCCGAGCUUAGCAUCGCCGGGGCCGCCGUCGGAGGCACCGUCCCCAACAUCGCCACUGUCGUGAAAAGCGUCAACAAGAAGGGGUCGGCCGGGCUGAUCCCUACCGGCAUCCUGGGGCUCGCCAACCAGCAUCCAGACCUCGACCAGCUCCUGGAACAGCACGUGCUCCCCCAGUAUCGCGCCCAGUUCUACAAGCCCAGGAGCCAGUGCUUCAUGGCCAACAACAACCAGUUUGCGAACAAGGACGUGGUCGGCAUGCUCGACGACCCCAGCCUCAUCUUCAGGCACCCGCUGGCCGUCACGCUCAUCGCCAAGAACGCCCUGGGCAGCUCAACGCCCAAGAUCCCCAUCUUUGUCUACAAGUCGACGGCCGACGAAAUCAGCCCCGUCUCGGAGACGGAUUCGCUGGUUCGCACGUACUGCGCCGCGGGGGCCUCGGUCGAGUACCAGCGAGACGCCGGUUCGGACCACGGGAGCCUGGCCGUCCUGGCUGCUCCCAAGGCGCUGUCAUGGCUAAUAGCCACCAUGAACGGGCAGCGCCGCACGGGGUGCGUCACGCGGACGGUGCCGUCGUCGCUGCUGGACCCGGCCGCCAUCGAACUCCUUCCAAAGAUUCUCAUCGAUGCCCUGCUGAGUCUGCUGGGCAAGCGGGUUGGCCCAAUUAUUGGGUGA